Vigna angularis (adzuki bean) is the source of this 1188-nucleotide messenger RNA. RefSeq lists its product as uncharacterized. NCBI's taxonomy places the organism in Eukaryota, Viridiplantae, Streptophyta, Magnoliopsida, Fabales, Fabaceae. The record is from RefSeq and is a predicted model, not a curated record. Bases 1 to 1188 code for a protein of 395 amino acids. The transcript has 7 exons.
AUGAUCAAGUUAUUAUUCUUUGUGUUUUGGUUGUUAAAUAGCCAUGAUAGUCAUAGAGUUAAUGCUAUUCACAUAGAUGAUUUGGAGAUAGAAAGACAAUUGCAAGUUCUUAACAAACCCUCACGCAAGAGUAUUCAAACAGAAUUUGGAUAUAUUAUUGAUUGCGUUGAUAUUUAUAAACAACCAGCAUUUGAUCAUCCUUUAUUAAAAAACCACACAUUACAGAGAAAACCUAGUUUCCAAAAUUCAUUUAGAAAAACAAGUGUGAAUAAUUCAUCAAAUAAACUCAUAUUUGGACUUCAAAAAGAAAAAUGUCCAAUGGGAACCGUUCCCAUUAGGAGAACAACAAAAGAUGAUCUCAUUCAAGGAAAAUCAUUAUUGUAUAUCUAUAAUCAAAGUUUGGUUCAAGAUAAUCCCGGUGUUCAUAUGGCAGAACUAUAUGUGAUAGAAGAAAUGGGUCCUUUUUAUCAAGUUAAGGGGAUAAGCAGUGUUUAUAAUCCAAGAGUUCUUAAGAAAAAUGUAAAUCAAGUAAGCAUUUCUCAUAUAUGGGUUGAGAACGAUCACGGCACUAACAAAAUCGCAUUUGGAUGGCAGGUGGCUCCAGAAUUGUAUGGUCGUGACACUGGAACUCAUCUCUUUUCAAUAUGGACAACGGAUAAUUUCAACCAUACAGGAUGCUACAAUCAACAAUGUCGAGGCUUUGUCCAAACUAAUCGAGAUAAGUUCCUCGGUUCACGCUUGUCCAAGACAUCUGUUUACGGAGGAACGACAGUGGAGAUUUCAAUUUCGAUUACUGUGGUCGAGUUCAGAAUCAACUACGUAGAUCCACAAAGUAAAAAUUGGUGGUUGAAUAUCGAUGGGCGAGAUAUUGGAUAUUAUCCAGGAGAAAUAUUCUGGAACAUGGCCUCAGGAGAUCGAGUGGGGUGGGGCGGAAGAACAAAGACUCCUGCUGGCCUUCCUAGUCCUCAAAUGGGAUCUGGAAAUUUGCCAGAUGGGAACUUUCAACAUGCAGCCUACUUUAAGGGUAUGGCAUUUACAGAUGAUGAGAGAGAUAUCGAACCUAACAAACACGAUACAGAGACAUCCAUCGACAAUUCUGAUUGUUUUGAUCUCGAUUUCUAUUAUGAUAACCACGGCUUCGGAGAUUCUCUCCAAUAUGGGGGACCCGGUGGCGUCUGUGGCGAUUGA